AAGUAUUUGAGUUUUGUGUGGUCUUGCAACAUUAGUUGUAACACCAUGUCUCCUCCUAACACAUCCAUUCCUGCCCUUUUCUUGAAUAUUUUUGGCCUUCUAUUUGCACUCCAAGCAGGGGUUUCUCGAGUUGAGGGUCGUGCUUUCUUUGUGUUCGGAGACUCCCUAGUCGACAGUGGGAACAACAACUAUUUGGUGACAAGUGCUCGUGCUGAUUCACCUCCUUAUGGACUUGAUUAUCCAACUCAUAGACCAACCGGCCGCUUCUCUAAUGGCUUCAACAUACCUGACAUUAUCAGUCAAAAUAUUGGUGCAUCAGAAUCACCGUUGCCAUACUUGGAUCCGGAACUGAAUGGUAGAAGACUGCUUGUUGGUGCCAAUUUUGCAUCGGCUGGUGUGGGAAUUCUCAACGAUACCGGAAUCCAAUUUGUGAACAUAAUUAGAAUCUCCUUACAGUUGGAAUACUUCAGAGAAUAUCAACAACGAGUGAGUGCAUUGAUAGGAGCCCAACAGGCAAAGCAACUUGUGAACCAAGCACUAGUUCUUAUGACCUUGGGAGGCAAUGACUUUGUUAACAACUACUAUUUAGUGCCAAACUCUGCAAGAUCACGUCAAUAUGCUCUACCUGAUUACGUUCGUUUUCUCAUUUCCGAGUACCAGAAAGUUUUGUCGAGGCUUUAUGAUCUUGGAGCCCGCAGGGUCAUCGUGACUGGCACAGGACCAUUAGGCUGCGUCCCAGCAGAACUGGCAAUGCGCAGUAGAAAUGGUGAAUGCUCAGCUGAACUACAACGAGCAGCAGGCCUAUUCAAUCCACAGUUAAUUCAAAUGCUGAGGGGGUUAAACAGUAAAAUAGGGAAGGAUGUUUUUAUUGGUGCAAAUGCUCAACAAAUGCAUAAUGAUUUCAUCACAAAUCCCGGAGCUUUUGGAUUUGUUUCAUCGAAGGUGGCAUGCUGCGGGCAAGGACCUUACAAUGGGCUCGGGCUCUGCACAGGAUUAUCUAACUUGUGCCCGAAUAGAGACCAAUAUGCAUUUUGGGAUCCAUUCCAUCCAUCAGAGAAGGCAAACAAAAUAAUUGUGCAACAAAUCCUGACGGGCUCAACUGAUUACAUGACACCCAUGAAUCUCAGCACUAUCCUGGCCAUGGAUUCUUAAACAUAUCCAUGUUGCUAUAAGUUGAAUUUCUCUUUUGCUUUCUCUCUGCUCCUAGUUUUUCUGCAAAAAAUUAGGAAAUUAUUUUCACGUGUGCCGCCGAGGAGCUGCCAAUGACUAGUUAUUUCAGCACUAAAUUAAGUGUAAUGUGUUUGAAGUGUAAUAAUAGUCACAGAAUGUUUUCUAUCA
Messenger RNA from Coffea eugenioides, 1338 nucleotides. RefSeq names its product GDSL esterase/lipase At5g33370-like. Gene Ontology annotation, molecular function: hydrolase activity, acting on ester bonds. Bases 46 to 1152 code for a protein of 368 amino acids. The record is from RefSeq and is a predicted model, not a curated record. The transcript has 5 exons. Lineage: Eukaryota; Viridiplantae; Streptophyta; Magnoliopsida; Gentianales; Rubiaceae.